UUGAAGCUUAUGAUGAUCACGAUGAGGAAGGUCAACGGGGUGUACAUGAUUUUGUUUCCACAGAACAUGAUGCAGCGCUGCUGGCGCCUCACAGUGCCGCUGGCUAAACGUGGCCUUGCCGUGGUCACACACACGCGACAGGCGGUGGUCUCGGACAACCCAGAAGCAGAGAAUCUAGACGGAUUUGAGCAGCAGUAUCUAAAGGAACGUAUUGAGAUAACAACAUUUCAGCGAAUGCUCCUAGGGGCGGGCUCUUCCAUAGCCGCCAUACUGGAUCCAAGACGCCAUGACAUGAUCGCCUGUCUGGGUGAGACUACUGGGGAGGAUGCUUUGUGGAACAUUAUGGACACCAUGCAUGAGAGUGAGGAGGGCCAACGCAUCAUGGUCGAGAAGCCGCGCAUUCACACCAGCACCAUUGACUUUAAGCGACUGGAAUCUCUGCCUGCCGACACGUUUGGAGCCGCCUAUGUGAAGUUUCUUAAAGAUAAUAAAGUCACGCCGGACAGUCGCAUGGCCGUACGCUUCCUGGAGGAUCCCAAGCUGGCCUAUCUGAUGACGCGCUAUCGCGAGUGCCACGAUCUGAUCCACACGGUUCUGGACAUGCCCACUAAUAUGCUCGGCGAGGUGGCUGUCAAGUGGGUGGAGGCGCUCAAUACUGGCCUGCCCAUGUGCUAUGGUGGAGCGGUGUUCGGGGCGGUCCGCCUCCGUCCCAAGCAGCGACGGGCGUACUUGAAGCAUUACUUGCCGUGGGCCCUAGAGAACGGCAAGCAGAUGAAGCCCCUGAUGCCCGUCUACUGGGAGGAACGGUGGGAGCAGAAUGUGAAUGAGUUGCGCGCCGAGCUAGGCAUUAAAUUGUUGAAUAAAGUUUAAAAUUUUAUUUUUUAAAA
Messenger RNA from Drosophila persimilis, 887 nucleotides. It is a transcript of the gene Coq4, whose product is annotated as ubiquinone biosynthesis protein COQ4 homolog, mitochondrial. Gene Ontology annotation, biological process: ubiquinone biosynthetic process. Gene Ontology annotation, cellular component: mitochondrial inner membrane; mitochondrion. Lineage: Eukaryota; Metazoa; Arthropoda; Insecta; Diptera; Drosophilidae. The transcript has 4 exons. The record is from RefSeq and is a predicted model, not a curated record. The coding region runs from base 10 to 870 and encodes 286 amino acids.